AUGAAAUCAUCCUACAUCGUAUUGUUUAUUUUCAUCUAUUUUGCUCAUUUACUCGUUGGAUUACCAUCACCAUCGUCAUUCCCAGGUAUUCCAGCACAGGCUCUUAGAGAUGCAGAAAACACAUUAAAGCGUUAUAGCAAAUUAAUGAAUACCGAUACUGAAUAUCUCGUCUACGGUAUACUCCGUAUUUUGAUGGAACAUCCGCAAAUUUUUGCAUACAUACCACAAAAAGCAUUUGAUAUUACUAUGAAAAGUAUUAAAUCAAAAUUAGGUC
Molecule: messenger RNA, 274 nt
Organism: Didymodactylos carnosus
Lineage: Eukaryota; Metazoa; Rotifera; Eurotatoria; Philodinida; Philodinidae
Source: the annotation of a GenBank genome assembly